Messenger RNA from Polypterus senegalus (gray bichir), 1333 nucleotides. It is a transcript of the gene ier3, whose product is annotated as immediate early response 3. Gene Ontology annotation, biological process: negative regulation of apoptotic process. Lineage: Eukaryota; Metazoa; Chordata; Cladistia; Polypteriformes; Polypteridae. The record is from RefSeq and is a predicted model, not a curated record. The coding region runs from base 171 to 722 and encodes 183 amino acids. The transcript has a single exon.
CCUAAUAGCUGCUGCAGAAGGAGACACUGCUAGACGAGAACAAAGGCAGCACAACCUCUGCAUCCUCAGCGUCUGCUCAGCGCGAGACUUGAAGACUUGCAGGAAGUCAAGGGGGGUCCACCCAAAGCCAAGCAGCUGAUCCUUCCAUCUCGGAGACCUCCAUCUCUGCCAUGUGCUUCCACUGUGCGGGAUCCCGCCGAGCCCAGCCUGCUGAAGAGCUGAGCGCAUCUCCUCAGUCCACAGGGGCCUCGGCAUUGAACCUGGCGGCCAAGGGCUACCGCCUGCGACCUCGCCGAUCGCUCAAAGUGAUGUACCCUCCGAUCGUGAGGAAGUACCUGCCUCGGCCCGAGAGGGGAAGCCUGGUGAAGCGCUGGCUCCUGAUUUUGUCCUCUGUGGUGCUUGUGCAAGUGUACAUGGAGGAGGACUUUGAUGUCCCCCUUCUGGAUGUCACACCUGCCGUGAAGCACCACCUGUCCCGCCAUUGCAAUGCACCCGAGUAUGGCCUUCACCUGAGGCUGCCACAGAGCCCGGCCCCGAGAGCAGCCAUCCGGGUGGCAAAGCAGAAGGAGAACCCUUGGGGGGAGGCUGGUGCCACCUCAGGUGAGAACUUGACACUUUAUUACGCAGCCAAGGAGGUGUUUUAUGGUGAGGUGCUGGCGGUGCCCAUUAUCAGCUCCGAGAGUUGGUCCUCCGCCUCCAAGAGACUUGUGCACUCGGGAUAAGGUAUGGCGGCACGUCCCGUUUCACCUUUCGCAGAAGCAUCGGUCUUCCAGGAGGACUGGAGUCUGGACAGUUUCCAAAGAGCCUGCGCUCGGAUGUCCCACGCUCAGGCGUUGACCCCCGCAGGCCUGCUGGACUGUGUGACCUUUGAGACUCGGCGCGGGUGCAGCGCUGAGGACGGCGACGGCGGACCACGAGAGCGGCUGCAUGGCGCGGACUCUUUGAAGUGGCUGCCACCUCAUUGGCGGCUUCUCCUUCCCUGCACACCUUGCAGGUGAAUCAGAGACGCCUCUUUUUUUUUUUUUUCUUCGUUUUUUUUCUUCUUCAGAGUGGUGGGACGACAUUUUUGUGCCCGCCGUAAAAGAUCCGCCGAGGCGGGACAGGGACGCGCGGCAGGUUAGGUGGCGGUUAGCGCGUCGCCGCCGGACGAGCAGAGACUCUGAAUAUUCGGGUGGACGGCUGUCUGCAGGGGGGGGGUCUACUUCAGCCCCUUCGAGUCCACCUUCUCUUUUUGGUUUCAGUAACAUCGGGAUAUGCUUAGAGACUAAUUAUUAAUUAUUACCGCUUUUACUGGGCUGCUUGUUGGGAUGGGCUUGUGAUAACCAUGUCAUUA